Macroventuria anomochaeta is the source of this 829-nucleotide messenger RNA. RefSeq lists its product as uncharacterized. The transcript has 2 exons. Lineage: Eukaryota; Fungi; Ascomycota; Dothideomycetes; Pleosporales; Didymellaceae. Gene Ontology annotation, molecular function: protein binding. The record is from RefSeq and is a predicted model, not a curated record. The coding region runs from base 298 to 732 and encodes 144 amino acids.
GGGGCCACGACCGCCUUACAGCAGAGGAGCAGAGUAAGCUUGGCCAGGCAGCGUUUGGACUUGGCGUGGAAGCUGUAGAAGCUGUGUGGAGCUAUGGCUGACCCUCAGAAGACAAGUUACGGCUGGUGCUGCAUGCGAUGGCGAGCUUUGCAGCGCUGGUUGGUGUGACAGACACGUUGAAUGGAGUCACCGAAGAACUUGUUGACAAGAUGGCAAGUGUGGGAGAGUUUGUCACUAUUGGGGAGCGUGGACAGUACGCAUGUGGGAAGGAUUGAAGGAGUGAACUGAUUAUUCUACAUGCUACGGAGGGGAGCUAUACAUAAGGAAAUGUCUACGUUGAUGUUGUGUAGCUGUCAACAUGUAGUCGUGCGACGUAGCAACCAAUCAGUAGUCACACAUCUUGGGCGAUGGCCAGAAGCGCGUGCAGUCAAGGAGUAUGUGUUGCAGGCAUGGAGAGGAAUGCUUGGCGAGGAGCAUCCUGACACCAUCAGGGCAAUCAGCAACCUCGCCAUCACGUUCAGACAACAAGGAUAUCUCGGCGACACAGCUUCAGUGCAGAAGGAGGUGCUGAAGAAGUGGAAGCAGACGUUAGGCGAGGAUCAUUCAGACGUCAUUUCAGCCAUGAUCCACCUUGUAAAUAUGUUUGGAGAACAAUGGCAGCUAGGUGAUCCAGCUGUGAUGCAGAAGGAAGUGUUAGAAGCGCAAACUAAUCUUGGGCGAGGAUCAUCCUGACCAUCUCAGCGAUGGGUAAUCUUGCUAAUACGCUUAGAGAGCAAGGGCAGCUUGGCGACGCAGCUGUGGUGCAGAAGGAAGUGUUAAAAAAGCACAA